Messenger RNA from Drosophila subobscura, 934 nucleotides. Its product is annotated as G patch domain-containing protein 4. The transcript has a single exon. Bases 33 to 845 code for a protein of 270 amino acids. Gene Ontology annotation, molecular function: nucleic acid binding. NCBI's taxonomy places the organism in Eukaryota, Metazoa, Arthropoda, Insecta, Diptera, Drosophilidae. The record is from RefSeq and is a predicted model, not a curated record. Gene Ontology annotation, biological process: regulation of ribosome biogenesis. Gene Ontology annotation, cellular component: nucleolus.
UGUUUUUGUUUUUGUUUUGCUCGCAUCGUUUGAUGGACUUCGCCAAGAAGAUUCUCGGGAAAUAUGGCUGGAAGGAGGGCGAGGGUCUGGGCAAGAAUAGCACCGGCAUUGCCGCUCCGUUGAAGGCAAGCCUCAAGUUCGACAACGCGGGCUUGGGCGUGGACCGGGCGCAGGAAUUCAACGACCAUUGGUGGGAGCGGUGCUUUAACGAGGCGGCCAACAAUGUGGAUGUCCAGGUGCAGCAGGAUGGGCACGUCAGCACGGGUCGCAAGGAGGGCGAGGAGGCUGUCGAGAUCUCCACCAAAGGAUUCUCUGCGCGCAAGCUGCGGAAGGCCAAGGAGCAGCAGGCCAACGCUGGUGCGGCCACCUACGACAACUUUCUGCAGACUGCGCUGCUCACCCAGAACGGCGGAGAGGUGGAAAAUGGGGAGCGCAUCAAAGUGGAGGACAUAGCCGUCUCCAAAGUCAGUGUCCUCACGGAUGAGGAGUUGUUCAAGGCGUGCGGCGGACGAACGGCGCACAAAGGCGCUCGACAUGGCCUGAAAUUGAGUGGAAAACUGGCACGGAUAGAGCAGCAGGAGCGUGAGAUGUUGGAGCAGCUGCAAAGCAAACAAAAGUCUCGCUUGGAUGAGGAAGCAACCCAGAAGAAGAAGAAGAGGGACAAGACAGAGAAGACCCAAGAGUUGCAGGUGGAAGCUGAACAGCCGCCUGUGGAGGAGCCCGUCAAGUCAAAAAAGAAGAAGCGCAAGAAUGAGGAACCCGAACAAGAAGCUGAAGCUGAUGCGCCAGUCAAGAGCAAAAAGAAAAGGAAGCAAAAGCACAGGCAGGAGGAGGAUCAGGAAUAGGGUAAAUAGAGUCUAUUUAAGAGCACAUAAAUUGUAUGUAUUUAGUUAUAAUAAAUCUAUACACGAUCUGGGAAGGCAGGUAAAUCUAA